GGUUUCUCCCCCUCUCUGCUCCUCUCCUCUCCUCUCCUCCUCUCCUCCUCCAGCGUGCAGCUCUCUCCUCCACAUCCUCCUCACUUCCCCAGUCGGCCAGCCAGCCUGUCGGAGCUUCUCUAACUGCGCGCAACCAACACCGUGUCGCUCCGCAUUGACAAACUGCAGGACGGAUGUUUUUUAUUUCUUUUUCUCUUUUUUUUGUUGUUGUCGGUCAGUCGCUUGUUUUGCACAUUUUGUUUUUUGUUUUUUGUUUUUUUACCUCGGAGGGAAAACCCUAAUGGAGUUUUUGGCGUUUUUUGGAAGGCAAAACGCUAAAAUAAUGCAGCAGCGGGAAAGGAUCCGAGUCUCACGAUUCUUCCCCUUGGAGUAACGGCCAAUGGACGCCACGCAGAGAGCCUCACCCCCCCUUGCCAACUGCUAUGGAGGCACGCCAAGCCACGCCGGUGACCUUUAUCGCACCAUGAAUGCAAGCUCUGCCGCUCUAAGAGGACACAAGUAACCUUUUCUUGUUAUCUAAGAAGGAGCUGUUGAUCUGAAGAGAGAGGAGGGGGGAGGCGGGGCAAGAGGUGGAGAGAGGAGGAGGAGAAGAAGAAGAGUCCAGUAAAACAAACAGUCAAACAAGCAAAAAAAAAACAAAAAACAGGCAGCGACAGGAUGCCAAAGAGGUCCGAGGAGAUGCUGGUGGAUCUGUGGAUGUCCUUGCUGCUGGUGUGGAUUACUUGUGUCCCCUCCAUUUCCACGACCCCCAUUGGGGGCCAAUCCAGAACAGCACAAACCGGAGGGUCGGCGGCGGCGGCAAGCGGUCUUGGCGAAGGACAAAGAUUACUGAGCCGCGCCAAGAGAGGAUGGGUUUGGAAUCAAAUGUUUGUGCUGGAGGAAUUCUCUGGACGGGAUCCAAUCCUGGUUGGCAGGCUACACACAGACUUGGAUGUGGGCAACAAGAACAUCAAAUAUGUGCUGGCAGGCGAGGGGGCAGGCACCAUUUUCGCCAUCAAUGAGUUAACAGGUGACAUCCACGCCAUGAAGAGGCUGGACCGCGAGGAGAAAGCGGAGUACACGCUAACAGCCCAGGUCGUUAACGCCGACACAGACGAGCCUUUGGAGCCACCGUCCGAGUUCAUCAUCAAAGUCCAGGACAUAAACGACAAUCCGCCGCAGUUCAUCGAAGGCCCGUACCGCGCGUCUGUUCCCGAAAUGUCUGCUGUUGGUACCCCGGUUACCAGGGUAACAGCUACGGAUGCCGACGAUCCGGUGUACGGGAACAGCGCCAAGCUGGUCUACAGCAUACUGGACGGACAGCCGUACUUCUCCGUGGACCCAAACUCUGCUACCAUAAAAAUCGCUCUCCAUGGGAUGGAUCGGGAGGUGAAAGAGGAGUACUUUGUGGUCAUCCAGGCUAAAGACAUGGGGGGUCAUAUGGGCGGCUUGUCCGGGACGACCACAGUGACCAUCAUGCUUACGGACAUCAACGACAAUCCACCCAAGUUCUCCAAAAGCUUGUACGAGUUUGGGAUCCCUGAGGACCUUCCAAUAGGGAAGACAGGCGGCAAGGUGAAGGCGUCCGAUCGAGACAUCGGCGAGAACGCAAAGUCAACGUACAACAUCAUAGAGGGAGAUGACCUCGGCACGUUCGAGAUCAUCACCGACGCACAAACACAAGACGGGAUUCUUAGGCUAAGAAAGCCUCUGGACUAUGAGAGCAAGAAAGCCUACACACUGAAGGUGGAGGCGACCAACGUCCGCUCGGAGCCCGGCAGCGGCGGGCCCUUCAAGGACACGGCCACGGUCAAGAUAGUGGUGGAGGACGCCGACGAGCCUCCGGUCUUCUCCAAGCCCAUGUACCUACUGGAAGUGAAGGAGAACGCCCCCGUCGCCACGGUGAUCGGGAGGGUAGCCGCCAGGGAUCCGGACUCCUCCGGGAGCCUCGUCAGGUACUUCAUCGAUCGGCACACGGAUCUGGAGAGGCAGUUCAACAUCAACGUGGACGACGGGAACAUCACGCUGGCCAAGCCGCUGGACCGGGAGACGGAUAUGUGGCACAACAUCACAGUAACCGCUACAGAAGUCAGAAACCACAGUCAGAUAUCAAGAGCAAUUGUGGCCAUCAGAGUAAUGGACAUUAACGACAAUGCCCCUGAGUUUGCCACUGAAUACGAGGCCUAUCUGUGCGAAAAUGGGAAACCUGGACAGGUGAUUCACACCGUCAGCGCCAUAGACAAAGACGACCCGAGCCAGGGUCACAGAUUCGACUACCGCCUGGUCCAAGAGAUGCAGAGCAACCCGAACUUCACCAUCAAACACAACCAAGACAACUCGAUCAGCGUUGUCGCCAAGCACGAUAGCUUCCGACGACAGAAGCAGGAGAUCUACUACCUGCCGAUUGUUGUGUCGGACCAAGGCCAUCCGCCGAUGAGCAGCACCAACACCCUGACCAUCCGGGUCUGUGGGUGCAGCAGAGAUUUAGUAGUCCAGUCCUGCAACGUGGAGGCCUACGUCCUGCCCAUCGGUCUCAGUAUGGGGGCGCUCAUCGCCAUCUUGGCUUGCAUCAUACUCUUGCUAGUAAUAGUAGUACUAUUUGUGACCUUGAGGAGACACAAGAACGAGCCCCUGAUCAUCAAGGACGACGAAGACGUGAGGGAGAACAUCAUCCGCUACGACGACGAAGGCGGCGGCGAGGAGGACACCGAGGCAUUCGACAUCGCCACGCUGCAGAACCCGGACGGCAUCAACGGCUACCUGCCGCGCAAGGACAUCAAGCCGGACCUGCAGUUCAUGCCCCGGGCGGGGCAGCACUCGGGCCCGAACGGCGUGGAUGUGGACGAGUUCAUCAACGUGCGUCUUCACGAAGCCGACAACGACCCGACGGCUCCGCCGUACGACUCCAUCCAGAUCUACGGGUACGAGGGCCGGGGGUCGGUCGCCGGCUCCCUCAGCUCGCUGGAGACGGCGUCGUCGGACUCGGACCAGAACUAUGACUAUCUCAGAGAGUGGGGCCCACGCUUCAGAAGACUCGGGGAGCUCUACUCUGUGGGCGAAAGCGACCGCGAAACCUGACCUUUGGUCUGUUAGGGAAAAAAAGGAAAGAAAAAAAAAGACCUUUCUAAGUUUUUCUUUUUUUCUUCUUUUUUUUGCUUUUGACAUAUUUGUGUAUUAAACGCUAGGGUUUGCUGGCUCAUAGAAACGUGUUUCAAAAUAAAAAUAAAAAACAAAACAAAAAAAAACAUUAAUAACAAAGAGCGGCCACCUUUUUGUAUUCUUUUUAGAGUGAGGUUUAGCAGUCGUCAUCCACUAGGUCAAGCGCAAUGUACUUGUCGAACCAAACAAUGUCUUUAUUAGGAGAUUCUUGUGGAGUGUACCUUAGAUUCAGUGUGGAGUGUCUAGCAGUACUUCGGGUGUUUGUCAUUUGCUGUGACUGCAGGUAGCAGACAAAACCCUGGCAUUUCUGGUAGUUACCAAACCGACGGUUGGUUCCACAAAGAUCGACCGGUCACCGUUACCCUGUUCUCCUCUUACACCGAGCUGGACUACAGAAGCUGCAGUGGGACCAUCUGGGUCUCCCAAAGGCCCCCUAGAGAAGAGAUGAAGGGGCUGAAAAAUGAAAAAGCAAUACCUGGUCUACAUAACAAUGAUGAAUGUAUGUAAGGUUUGGAAAUCAAGCAAAAGGACUAACCAAGGAUUGGCUUUAAGGUGAAAUUGUCAUAAUUUGAUAUGUUCUCUGGUGUCUACCUUUCUAGACUAUCCGAAAGCCCCGGGAGGCUCGCUUUAUACAACUCUUUGUAUUUACAUGCUACAGGUGUGGGUCGCAAGUGUUACUAGCCUAUAAAAGACUGACAUAAAGACAAAAAACAGAAAUGUAGAAACUUUGAGGCCUUCUUUUUACAGAAGCAACAUUAAAUACAAUUGUAAUCUACUGUUUUUUGACAAGAGACGUGUUGAUUCUUCAUUCCUGUUCUAUCGGUUUUUGUAUAUCUGUUCUUAAGUCUUCAUUUCUCCCCCCUGUGCUAUUUGAAAUGAGUGUGUUUAGAUGAUUUCACAUUCAUUUUUUUGUUUUUCCGAAACACUUGAUCACAGUUUAAUAGCAGCCAAAUCAUAUCAUGAAUUCUUGCAGGUGAUGAUCGGCACUGGCUUUUUAACAAACGUACGCCGAGGUUCUGUGGCUUAAAAGUCUAUUGGAUCUGAAGGUUUUCUUUGACUGUGCAGAGCAUUGAGUAAUGCAGUGCUGUCCUUCUCCCACAUUUCAAUACACACUCCUGGCUGAAAGACCUUUGUCUCCUUUGACGCAUUGAACACAUCAAUGUUUUUCCUCUAUACUUUUGUUUCUGGUAGGACUACUGAUGUGAAAUUCAGACCAGAUGUCAGUAACAACCCAAGACAUCCACAUGAAUUAAUUCAUUAACAAAUUAAUCCAUGAAUUAAAUUGUACAGUAGCACAAAAUUGUACAGAAGAGAAAUUAAGCAUGAAAAAGCUGCAAAAAGACAUAAAUCCAGGAAGUCAGAUCAAAUCUGUUGGUAUUUAAUAACAAUUUGAUGUGAACUGGUUGUAGUGCAAAUUUAUGUCUUUUCUAAAGGCCCUGUUACCAAAGAUCAAAAUAGAUAAAAAAAAAUAGCCACUUAUUUUAUGUUUUACUGCUUUACUUUGUACAGAGGGUCUGGACACUCGACUAUUGACAAACGACUGGUUGCAAUUACUAGGCUAGGACUAACCUAUACUAUUAGUACAAAACAUGCUAAUGGCAUAGGUUACACGUAUUUCUAAGGAUAUAAAUGCUCCUCCAAGUAGCAUUGUGGCAAUAAUACAGCAGUGUAAGGAACAGUAUAUACAGUACCAUAAAUCAGCCUCAGCCUGGUGCUCUUGGCUAUAUUUAUUAUGGAGGAAUGGGGAAAAAAAUACAACCGGGAAAGAGAACUGAAACCGCCCUGUUUUGGUAAGAAAAACCUGCUGAAAGUCACUUCAAAAGUUUGCUACAGGACAACUGAUGAAGUCAAUGAAACACUUGAAGAAUAUAGCCUGGGUCAGUAUUUUGAGACCAAUGUCUUUGCACAGACCCUGUUUGGAAAAUAAAUGGGUCCUGUACAAAUCCUAAACAAAACCAAACCAACAGUGAAGUCUGGAAGUGGGAACGUCGCCUUCGUUUAGCAUAUGGCAUUGUCGGAAGUCAAAUAUUUAAAGGAAGGCUCAACAGAGAAAUGUGCCAGAAACUGAAGACAAAAUGAGAGUUGAAUUUUAAACAACACAUGGCCAAAGAAGCUGAAUUAGUUUUAGAGAAAGUACAAGAAUCACCUAGUCAAUUAUUCGACUUGAAUCACUUUAGAAAUAUAUUGAAACAUCCAAACAAAAGCAGGAGGCCCCCAGAAAGUUGAAAAUGGUCUGUGUGGAAGUAUAGGUCAAAAUGACACCUGAGCAACACAUGCAGCUAGUUUCACCAUAAAAGAGACAUCAUAAAGUAUAUUUUGGUCAUUACCAAAAUAUACUUUCCUAAAAUACUAUGUUCUCAUAUUUGCGUGUCUGAGUUCUUACCAGAUUUCUCCCACAGUCCAAACACUUAACUGGUAGGUUAACUGGUCUUAAGAAAUUGUUUUAAGGUAUCUGUGUGUGUGUCUACGUUGGCCUGUGAUGGACUGGCAACCUGCUCCUGGUUUUCUUUAGCCUCUCGCCCAACUGCAACUGGCGUUGGACAAAGGAUGGAUGAAAGUUCAUCCAUUAUAUUCACCUUCUUUUGCAUAUUGAUGAUGCUUUCUUUGUUGCCCACGACUGAUGAAACUUUAAUGUCAGUAGUUCCAUUAGAUUUACUGAGUUAAAAUGUUGAUGUGUUCUUAUUGUCCCCACUCUCAUACAGCAAACCACGUCUAGUGCUAUACCAUAAAAUCAUUAAUAUUUUACUCAAAGUUAUCGUAUUGAGAAUCUGACACCAGCCCAUGCCUAGUGAUGACACAGACUAGAUGUAAGCAGGCACGCUGGAGCUCUAAAGUUGCUCAAACAAAACAGAGGAACUUACUGAUAGUGAUUAAUUACGGUAUGAUGGUACUAAGACAUUUCUGACACAUGUUGAUUGAGAAUAAAAUGCAACCCAAGCCGCGUCCAAGGAUACAACAAGUGAGCCUCUGAGCACAACAGUCCAAUUAGGACCCAGGAGUGUGACUUUCUUCAAACAUCAAACCUCAUUUAGCAAACGCAGAUCACAUUAGCCCAAGAAAAAUGAAAACACUGAUUGAGAUUAUGUGCAUAUUGUGCUCACACUGUAUGAUACCAAUAAAAAAAAAAAAGUCUUGUUCUGUACAUAGAGUUACUGCUAACGUCAUUAGCUUUCGAUGAGGUGGUAGGUUUUGUCUCUGCACGUUAGCUCUUGCACAUAAUGACAAUUUCAAUGGCACUACAGCUGCGUGCAUACUCAGUUUGUACUGAUACAGUAUUCUGGCAGUUCUUAGUAGACGAAACAAUAUAUAUGGGAUAGUUCUACAUGCAGAUCAUAUUUUCUACUGUGCUUUAAUGCUUAUAAAUGUGUAUGUUCAAUUAUUUACUCCCUGUACUGUAAUCUAAGACACCCUGUAUUGUUUCCUACUUUGUGAAAUAUAUUUUUAUAAAUAUUGCUGAA
Molecule: messenger RNA, 6596 nt
Organism: Poecilia reticulata (guppy)
Lineage: Eukaryota; Metazoa; Chordata; Actinopteri; Cyprinodontiformes; Poeciliidae
Gene: cdh8
Product: cadherin 8
Biological process (GO): calcium-dependent cell-cell adhesion; cell-cell junction assembly; adherens junction organization
Cellular component (GO): adherens junction; synaptic cleft; plasma membrane
Molecular function (GO): calcium ion binding; cadherin binding; beta-catenin binding
Source: RefSeq, a predicted model, not a curated record